CAGCCGUCGUUGACAGCAACGAUGACGUUCGCCACCGCACUCCUCGCCUUGAUAGGCUUCGUCGCCGCCUCCAGUGCCGCUCCACAGUUCAUGUUCCCUCCCAGAUGGCAUAUGCCACCUCCACCACCACCACCGUUCCAUCAUCCUAAACCAUGUUUCCAUCCCAUGCCAUCAGUGAUACAUGUACCUGUACCUGUGCAAGCACCCUCAACCGCUGCUCCUCCUAAACAAUUGCCUACUCUUGCGGAAUUGCAGAACAUGUUGAACUCAAUGAUAUCAUCCAUAUCAAACCUAGCAACUACAAUACAGCCUCCAAGUACGACGACUGCAGCUCCUUCAACGACACAAGCAGCUCCUACAACGACACAAGCAGCACCUUCUAAUGCUCUAUUGCAGAGCUUGUUGAAUGCUUUGAGAGAGUCAUUAACAACGACAACACCACGGGCUGCAGUGCCGACAACCACGCAGGCUCCGGUCACAACUGCUGCUCCUGCGCCUACACAAGCAAUACCUUCCAUUGCCGAUCUGCAAAAUUUGUUAAAUGCAUUGACAGGCGCAACAACAACAACAACACAGACUCCAGUUACAGUCUCAACAACCACGCAGGCUCCAACUGCUGCACCUGCUCCUGCAGUACCUUCUAUUGCUGAUCUGCAGAAUUUGAUAAAUGCAUUGACGGCUUCAGCAACUGCUGCGCCAACGGCUGCACCAGAUGCUGCACCUGCUGCUGCACCAGCUGCUGCACCUGCUGCUGCACCAGCUGCUGCACCUGCUGCUGCACCAGCUGCUGCACCUGCUGCUGCACCUGCUGCUGCACCAGAGGCUGCACCUGCUGCUGCACCUGCUGCUGCACAAGCUGCUGCACCUGCUGCUGCACCAGAGGCUGCACCUGCUGCUGCACCAGCUGCUGCACCUGCUGCUGCACCUGCUGCUGCACCAGAGGCUGCACCAGAGGCUGCACCUGCUGCUGCACCAGAGGCUGCACCUGCUGCUGCACCUGCUGCUGCACCUGCUGCUGCACCAGAGGCUGCACCUGCUGCUGCACCUGCUGCUGCACAAGCUGCUGCACCUGCUGCUGCACCAGAGGCUCCAGCUGUGCCAGCUGCUGCUCCAGCUGCUGCUCCAGCUGCAAAUCCAUAAGAACUUUCAACUCCUGCGAAACAGUCAUAUUGGCGGAAUUAUAUAACUUAUGUUGUAAAAGAAAAACGAUUAAAUAAGAUUCGUGAAAUGCAGAUGUUUAGACUUUAUAAUUUUUUAGUUAAUAUUUAAGAAAUAAGGUUCUACAAAAUGAAAUCAAGAAGUAAGUGUUGAAGCACUUAUUUUUUCACUGUGUGAAUACAAAAUUAGAUUCAACCUAGAAAUAUCACUUUAAAUUUGUUUUACAAAUAAUACGCUAAUUCUGGUGUAUGACAUUCCUUGAUUAAUAUACACAUUAUUAUUAUAGGAUUGUGUUUUUUCUGUUGUAUAUUACAUCUUUUUCAUUUUAA
Nezara viridula (southern green stink bug) is the source of this 1487-nucleotide messenger RNA. The record is from the annotation of a GenBank genome assembly. NCBI's taxonomy places the organism in Eukaryota, Metazoa, Arthropoda, Insecta, Hemiptera, Pentatomidae.